AUGAAGUCAAUGUUCGCGAUCGCCUUCUUCCUUCUGUGUUUACCAGCUGCGAAUGGCGUCCUGAUACCAAAAGUAUGUGUCCAGGGUGUGACGCAAUGGCCGGUAGUUUGCUGUCCAAAUUACAAGACAUCGAGGUGCGGAAGCGCCCUGGGCCGGGGGAACUGUCUCGCUGUGCCCGCCAGUAGAAGCGAACCUCCGCCAGAUAUUACCUUUGAUGAGCGCUUUGGCUUUCCCGCCUUCUUCUUCAACUGGACUUGCCAAUGCAGUCCCAAAUUCACGGGCUACAACUGUGGUGAAUGCAUUUUUGGCUGGACUGGGGAUAACUGCAACAUUCCGUACACGGUCACCAGAAGGAACAUACUCAGCCUGACCCCAACCGAAGUAGAAACGUAUCUAGCUAAAGCUCAUUACUGCAAAUCCAAAAUUGAUCCAGAAUUUGUCGUUCUGAGAACCGCCGACCGUUUCCGCAAGAGGUCCUUAGAGUUCAUAGAGGCCUCCUACUUGGAUGUGCUCGCGUUUGAUCAUUAUUAUGGCGUGAAACCUUUCAAUUCUGAUGCCGAAGAAUUCUUUAUCAUCAACUAUGCUCAUGGCAGAAGAUCCAGACUGCGCCAUCUGCAAUAA
This is a messenger RNA of Nanorana parkeri, 621 nucleotides long. RefSeq names its product tyrosinase-like. Bases 1 to 621 code for a protein of 206 amino acids. The transcript is spliced from 2 exons. Lineage: Eukaryota; Metazoa; Chordata; Amphibia; Anura; Dicroglossidae. The record is from RefSeq and is a predicted model, not a curated record.